This is a messenger RNA of Calidris pugnax (ruff), 3669 nucleotides long. It is a transcript of the gene ARF6, whose product is annotated as ADP ribosylation factor 6. Lineage: Eukaryota; Metazoa; Chordata; Aves; Charadriiformes; Scolopacidae. The record is from RefSeq and is a predicted model, not a curated record. The transcript has a single exon. Gene Ontology annotation, molecular function: GTPase activity; GTP binding. Gene Ontology annotation, cellular component: cytoplasm. The coding region runs from base 56 to 583 and encodes 175 amino acids. Gene Ontology annotation, biological process: intracellular protein transport; vesicle-mediated transport.
CGACUCCUCACCCCCCCCAUCCCCGGAGGCGCCGGGCCCCUUGGAUGCCGCCGAGAUGGGCAAGGUGCUGUCCAAGAUCUUCGGCAACAAGGAGAUGCGGAUCCUGAUGCUGGGUCUGGACGCGGCCGGUAAGACCACAAUCCUGUACAAACUGAAGCUGGGCCAGUCCGUCACCACCAUCCCCACCGUGGGCUUCAACGUGGAGACGGUUACUUACAAAAACGUCAAGUUCAACGUGUGGGAUGUCGGGGGCCAGGACAAGAUCCGUCCCCUCUGGAGGCACUACUACACGGGCACGCAAGGGUUGAUUUUUGUGGUGGACUGCGCCGAUCGCGACCGCAUCGACGAGGCCCGCCAGGAGCUCCACCGCAUCAUCAACGACAGGGAGAUGCGGGACGCCAUCAUCCUCAUCUUCGCCAACAAGCAGGACCUGCCUGAUGCCAUGAAACCCCAUGAAAUCCAGGAGAAACUGGGCCUGACCCGAAUCAGGGAUAGGAAUUGGUACGUGCAGCCCUCCUGUGCUACUACAGGGGAUGGACUCUAUGAAGGGCUGACAUGGUUAACAUCCAAUUAUAAAUCCUAAUGAGAGAAUAACUAUUUAGUCUACAAAGAAUUAAAGAAAAAAAAUUAAAAAAUAACCCACAUGGCUUUCCAGAAGAAUGAUUCUCUACUGAAAAGUAAAACAAAAAGCAUCCAUAGGAUUAUGAUCACCUUUCUCCAGUUCUCCACCCUUUCCUUCUGCAACACUUGACUGGAUUCCUGUUUUAACUCUUCUUGCUUGGCGUUAGGAUGCUCUAAUCUCCGAAUGUGACAUGAACACAAGCACUAGAUGCUAUGGCAGACUUCCAGCAAACAGGGGAAAGACACAUUGUAGACUUGCUAAGUAACUUUUUUUUUUUUUUUCUCUCUCUUGAUAGCCCUUAAGAUGGUUUGAUUAUUUUGGGGGAUGGUUGGGGGAGGGGUACCGUUUUCAGUGUAUGCUUUCUGGUUCUACUUUUUUGAUUAUAUAUUAUUUUUUUUUUCUUCUAUCACUUGCUGUAGAUUGCUACUUUUUUGCAUUCAUGCAGAAUAUGUUGAUAGGUCGAUUUCAUCUAGUAAACUGAAAAUUAUUGCUUAAAAUCAAACUGCAGUCUGUCUUUUUAUAUUAAGGACUUUUUUUUUUUUUUGACCAAAAAAAAAAAAAGUUCUGUUAAUCUGUAACUAAGUAGUGACUCUCGGUCUGUCUUCAUAUCUCAGACUAAUAGUGAAACGAAUUCUUGCCCAGAGUGGCAGGUAGUGAGAAUACCAUUGUAACGCGUUCAAAGUGCAUAUCAGGCAUAAUGUUAACUAGGUAAUGUUAAGAACUUGCUUUGAAAUGUCAGCUGUGAAGUUCUGAACCAUACAUCAUGCAUGAGAAGGGAUGCAAAUGAGUUCCCCAUACCACAUAGCAACCAUAUAGCAAAUAAGACAUGAAUGAUGUAACAGUUCCAGGGUAGAUACUGUGGAGUUUUUUGUCUCGCAUUGCCGACUUAAAUGAUGUUUUAGCUGCAGUUUUUACUGCUGGUGUCAGUCUCCGAUUUCAGUGCAGGAUAGUUUUCCUUCCAGAAAACCCAGCAAUAAGGUGGAAGCAUCGCAACAAGUUUGACUUCCAGUCGCAGCUGUUUAGGCAAAAAUCUUAGCACUGACUUUCCUGUCUUGCAAUGGAGACAAGUUGCUUUCAUCUCAAGGCAGUUGCAGACAUCCAGAUCUUAAAAGGAUUUCUGAUUCUUUCUGACACGCAUGGAGUGGAGAAAGGAAAAAAUCUUUUUAAUUUUUUUUUUCCAUUUUGUAGACUUCCGUAGCUAGAGUUGAGCUCGGUAGUUCUGACAUCUGACUAAUAGCCAUUUUGAGGAAAAAAUCACUCAUUUUGCUUUAGUUUUCCAAGACUGAACUCCCACAUGUAGUUGUUGCUGUCGUCCUGCAGGAAGGGAACUGUGUUGGAUGUCUGAAGCCCAUUGAGGAACUACUAAUGAGAGCAGGGAGGAGAGAGAGAGGGGGAGAGAGAGAGAGUAUAUGAGAGAGAGAGAGUAUACGACUAUGAAUGUAAACUUCCAUAAUUAGUUCUUAAAGGGCAAGCAGCUCAUUUGCCGUGUCACAGCUCACAGAUGUGACUGGCGAAAAGAAAAGUAAAAAAACCCCACCCAGAAGAAGUAUUAGUAUAAAAACUCAAUCAAGUAUUAAUGCUGGGUGCAAAAAAAAAAAAAACAUUCAAGCAGCUGGUUCUUAUUCAGCCUUAAGGAUUAACUUCAGAUUUCCUCAAGGAGUUAAACUCCAUUGGGGAAUUCUAGGAAUGUAUGCUACAAAACCAGAAGAAAAUGGCUUGGUUUUUUUUUUUUCCUUUUUUUUUUCUUUUUUUCUUUUCCAAGGCUAUGAGUUUUACAUGAAAUGGGGGGCAUUACACUACAUUUCUGCAGUGUUGACUCUGCGCGCUAAGUACAUUGUAUAUGGAGCUCUUACCAAAGAUGUAGGGGAAGAUAAAAAUACUGGAUUCGCUUCGGGAAUGGAAUGCUUUGGACCACUUAAAAGUUCCUUUAGGAUAUGGUUCCAAAAGACUUACCUGGAUGUGGGUGGCAAAUGGGACUCAAUGGGAUCUUGAUGCCAGAAGAUAGAGCAUUGAUUGACUCUGCGCCUUCCUAACUUAAAAGAGAGUCUGCAAAAGCUUAAUGUAGAAUAACUCUUAAAUCUCAGCUCUAAAGACGAAGAGGUGAGUUGGUUUGUUUUAUUUUCACUCAAGGCUUUUUGCCACUGGAAUAUCAUUGCUCUAUUUUCUAGCUUUUUUUUUUUUUACUAUUAUUAUUAUUUUAUUUCUCUCUGUUGAUGUAACUUAACGAAUAGUGUGGUGGUAUAAAGACUAAAAAUUACAAGAACAUGGUUACUGUUUUCUUCUGGAGCAUAAAUAAAAUAGCCAAGCACAAAGUAAAUGCCUAAACUGGAAAACUUGAAGCUCUCUUAAUGGUUCUUGAACUUUCUUAAAUCUAUUCUCAGUCAACAUGAAAACUUCAAUAACUUCAUUUUUCGUCUAAGUUGAUUUACUCUGUUUUCAAGUGCUGGGGCAGACUUCUUUGCUAGACUCUGCGUUAAGUUGAAUUCACAAUUUUGUAUUUCCUUAGUAACUUUGUUAUUCUGUUUUUGUAGGUGAAAGGAAACUUGAUUAUGCUUCUGAAAUUUUUUUUUAAUGUCUUUUUUUGGGGGGGUGGGGGGCAGGGGGAGGGAAAAAGUUACUGAAACAUGUGGCAGCGACUUCAAAAAUAAAUGGCCAUCGCUACUGAACAAAAUAUAAAAGGUUUCACUUUCAACAUGUCCUUUAUAGGUUGUAGUUGAACCUCACCACGAUCCAGUGGCUAUCAGGCAGCAAACGAAGCCUGUAGGAUAAAGUGGCAAUCUGUAAGAAAUCCUAUGAUUUUUUUUUUUUUUUUUAAAAAAAACAAACAGAAAAACAAACAACCUAAUCUGGAGUUUUGAAGUGCAUCGAUUUGUGUUCAUGUGAAUUUAUGGAGUAAGUUUUGAAUGGCGUUAAUCGUGUCUGAUAAGUGAAUGAGUCUGUAGACUGUGAUCUCCCUGACUAAAGUAACCAGGAAUUUUGUGUUCUCAAUAUGGCUGUAGUGUUGGUAAAGAACUAAUAAGCAGAAAAUAAAGCAAUUAUACAGCGGA